Messenger RNA from Oncorhynchus keta (chum salmon), 5458 nucleotides. RefSeq names its product epidermal growth factor receptor substrate 15-like 1. The record is from RefSeq and is a predicted model, not a curated record. Gene Ontology annotation, molecular function: cadherin binding; calcium ion binding. Gene Ontology annotation, biological process: endocytosis; endosomal transport. The transcript has 23 exons. Bases 148 to 2745 code for a protein of 865 amino acids. Gene Ontology annotation, cellular component: cytoplasm; clathrin coat of coated pit; plasma membrane. Lineage: Eukaryota; Metazoa; Chordata; Actinopteri; Salmoniformes; Salmonidae.
UUUUAUUCGGUGUUACUGAAAAUAACAAGUUUUCCCUCCCCAUGCAUUCAUGCUCCUCCACACCACUGAUGUAAACAAUGCCGAGCUGUCAGUGGUGAGGCGCGUCGUAGCUUCAAGGGUGUGCGCGCUCUCGACACAGCAGGAAAUAUGGCGGCGCUCAUGACUCUCACCCAGUUAUCGAGCGGAAACCCAGUUUACGAAGUCUACUACAGACAGGUGGAUCUGGGAGACACUGGGACAGUAGGAGCUGCAGAUGCUGCUCAGUUCCUGAAGAAAUCAGGCCUUUCAGACAGUACCUUAGGAAAAAUCUGGGAUUUGGCCGAUCCAGAAAGGAAGGGUUUCUUGGACAAACGGGGUUUCUUUGUAGCGUUGAGGUUGGUGGCCUCAGCUCAGGGUGGCAACGACAUCAGUCUCAACAACCUCAAUCAGACUCUAGCAGCACCCAAGUUUAGAGACACAAAUACUCCGUUGCUCAGCACAUCGCUGAGUACACCUUCAUCUGAUUCCCACUGGGCUGUAAGGUCUGAUGAAAAAAGGAAGUUUGAUGGCAUCUUUGAAAGUCUUCUACCAGUCAACGGUCUUUUGUCUGGAGACCAAGUCAAACCUGUCCUGAUCAACUCCAAACUACCCAUGGAUGUGUUAGGAAGGAUUUGGGACCUCGGUGACGUGGAUAAAGAUGGACACUUGGACAGAGAGGAGUUUUCAGUGGCCAUGCACCUGGUGUACAGGGCUAUGGAGAAGGAGCCUGUCCCUUCCGUCCUGCCCUCCUCCCUCAUCCCUCCAUCCAAGAGGAAGAAGUCUGCGGGGGCUCUGCCUGGCGCCGUCUCCGUCCUGCCUCCCUUGUCUGCCCUCGCAGGCCUGUCUGGUCUGUCUCGGACAGCCAGCUCUCCUCCCCUGCCCGGCGCUGUAGCGGCUCUGCCUGGCUUGUCUGGUCUGUCUCGGACAGCAAACUCUCCUCCUCUCAAAGACACCUUACACUCCACCCCAGCUCACAGAAGCAUCACCUCCAUCAACAGCGCUGGCAGUCUCUCUCCUAAACCUUCGUUCAAAGCCCCCUCACAGCCACCUGCGGUAGUGAACUGGGUGGUCCCGAUGGCAGACAGAGGACGUUAUAAUGACAUCUUCCUGAACACAGACACAGACAUGGACGGUCUUGUCACCGGAGGGGAAGUCAUGGAGAUCUUUAUGCUGUCCAACCUUUCUAAGACCAUGCUGGCACAGAUCUGGGGUCUGGCUGACACCAAGCAGACAGGAAAGCUGUCCAGAGAGCAGUUCUCUUUGGCCAUGUGGCUGAUCCACCAGAAAGUCAUCACCGGAUUGGACCCUCCCCAGACCCUCUCCCCCGAAAUGAUACCCCCCUCUGAGAGGACCACCACCUCUGUUCUUGACAGCAGCAGUUCUACAGAGUCAGCUGACCUGACAGGCAUCAAAGAGCUGGAUGACAUCAGUCAGGAAAUCGCCCAGCUGCAGAGAGAGAAGUAUACUCUGGAGCAGGACAUCAGGGACAAAGAGGAAGCCAUCAGACAGAAGAACAAGGAAAUUCAGGAGAUGCUGGAGGACCUGGACCAGGAGAGCGGUGGUCUGCAGGACCUGGAGGCCCAGAAGCAGGAUGCUCAGCAGCAGCUGGAGGAGAUGGACCAGCAGAGGAACAAGCUGGAGGGCAUGCUAAAAGACGUUCACCUGAAGUGUCAGGAUCAGUCCACCCUGAUCUCAUCCUUACAGACCCAGAUCCACAGUCAGGAGUCUGACCUGCAGAGUCAGGAGACUGAGCUGAGUCGUACCAAGUCUGACCUGAACAAACUGCAGUUGGAGGAGAAGCAGCUAGAGCAGAACCUACUGACCGGACGCAUGCAGUUAGACUCCAUCAUCAAGUCACUCAAGGCCACCCAGGAUGAGAUUAACCAGGCUCGUAGUAAGCUUUCUCAGAUCCAGGACAGUCAACAGGAGGUGACUAAGACUAUAGAGCAAUACAACAACGCUCUGAACGGUACCCACAGCCAGACUCAUGCUGGCAGCAUGACCAACCUGGCAGACAUGAGCGAAGUAGGAUUCUCAGAGAGGGAGAACGGAGAAUUUGGCGCCAGGAAUCAGGAGGACUCUUUCAAAUCGAGGAUAGCCAUGUUCAGCAGCAACAAAUCAACACCAGAACCCCUUCCUGCAGCAGACCCCUUCCAGACAGAGGACCCCUUCAAAUCAGACCCCUUCAAAGAUCCAUUUGAAGCCGAGGAUCCCUUCAAAGAGAGUGAUCCAUUCAAGGGUGCUUCCUCAGACUUCUUCAAGAAAACGACCGAUGUGUUUGCCUCAGCAGAUCCCUUCAGUAGAAAACCUACUCCCCCCAUCAAGCCUGGUGGCAGUCUGUCGGGUAGCAGGAAUCUCUUAACCUCCCACAGCCCCCGGCCCAGCCCCAAGCCUACAGAUGGCUUCGGAACAGUGGACCCUUUCGGUGGCAACGCUUUUGGAGGAAAGAGUGGAUUCGCAGACUUCAGUCAAAUGUCUAAAAAGAAACCAAUCAACCCUGUGCUACCACCUAAGAACACACCUAACAGGCCUGCGCCUCCUUAUGGACUGGAAAGUGUCAAGUCAGGAAGUGAGUCAGAGCAGCUGGCGUGGGCGAAGACGGAGACUCCGCCCACAGGAACAGGAGAGACUGAGGAGACUCCGCCCACAGGAACAGGAGAGACUGAGGAGACUCCGCCCACAGGAACAGAAGGACCCGGACCUGGCCAUCGCCCUCAGCACGGAUAAAAUCUAAGAACCCUAUUAGACUCACAACAAUAACCACAGUCCUGUUAGACACUCACAACGACACACACCUCCUGACCACAGUCCUGUUAGACACUCACAACGACACACACCUCCUGACCACAGUCUGGUUAGACACUCACAACGACACACACCUCCUGACCACAGUCCUGAUACAAGCUGAAUAAAACCAUGCAACUGACUGAUAUCAUACAGUACAGCACAACAAACAGCUUCACCACGACCAACAGUUUCUCAACAGCCCAAAUACUACCGUCUGAUUAGAGCCUGAGGACAGUGUGUCUUCAGACUAGACUACAACACUUGUACACCCCCAAUAUAAACCAGAGUACACCCUAACAACAACUACAACUUCACCCUGACAACAACUACAACUUCACCCUGACAACAACUACAACUUCACCCUGACAACAACUACAACUUCACCCUGACAACAACUACAACUUCACCCUGACAACAACUACAACUUCACCCUGACAACAACUACAACUUCACCCUGACAACAACUACAACUUCACCCUGACAACAACUACAACUUCACCCUGACAACAACUACAACUUCACCCUGACAACAACUACAACUUCACCCUGACAACAACUACAACUUCACCCUAACAACAACUACAACUUCACCCCGACAACUACAACUUCACCCCGACAACUACAACUUCACCCCGACAACUAUAACGUCACCCCGACAACUAUAACGUCACCCCGACAACUACAACGUCACCUUGACAACAACUACAACGUCACCCUGACAACAACUACAACUUCACCCUGACAACAACUACAACUUCACCCUGACAACAACUACAACUUCACCCUGACAACAACUACAACUUCACCCUGACAACAACUACAACUUCACCCUGACAACAACUACAACUUCACCCUGACAACAACUACAACUUCACCCCGACAACAACUACAACUUCACCCCGACAACAACUACAACUUCACCCUGACAACAGCCUCCCGCUGCAGCUCCGUGACGUUCUGACAACAGCCCCUCUAGACUGUGUCCCAAUCAUCCCCUGAACCCUGCGCCCAAAUUUGCCCCUGAACCCUGCGCCCAAAUCGGCCCCUAAACCCUGCGCCCAAAUCGGCCCCUAAACCCUACGCCCUAUGCUAAUCUCAGAGGAUUUGACAGGGGUAAGUAAUCUGGCAAUAGCUCCAGCGUGCUCUCUGAUAGGCUAGGUGGAAGUUCCACUAUAUUGCUUAUACCGAUCAAAUCCUCUCCGAUCUCUACCAGUGCAUAUGGUGUAGGGUUCAGGGGUCGAUUUUUGGAUUGGGCCUAGGACUUGAGGAUGGGAUGGCAGCCCCUCUACCGAUUUCAGCUCCGCUGAAGCCAGACUUUAUCAACACUAACCUACCAAAGCCUCUCUUUUAACCUCUUUGUCAUCGUCAGCCUCAGUGGUUAAUUCCAGUCAGCUGCAUCACAACUAAAAUCAGCUACAGCUCAGCUCCUUUUUCUUUUAUUUUUUAUCCCUGAUUUUAGUCCGACUUGACUGACUGACAGCCUAAAUCAAGAGUGACUUAACUCUGACUUGGCUAAGGUCAGGGGUCGUUAGGACUCUAGUAGACCCCGUAGAUCUUCUAUGGGGAGACUCUGGGUGCUUAUCUUUGUUUUUGCUUCAUCAUUUGUUGUGAGGAAAUAGCCAAGAUUUUAACAUUUUUAUUUAAUUUUUAUUAUUUAUAUAGGGGGAAAAUCAUGCACUUGUGGUUUAUGAAGUAUCUGUAUAUGUACUAUUAUAACUGUUUAAUAUACCCUUAAAAACAUUCAUGCAAAAAGUCUGUUAUAGCGUACUCUUUUGCUGUCAGUAAGUGUGCUUGUGUUCAUGAUUUCUUGUUGAAAAUCUCCUUUUUCGUAAGGAAAUGUUUAGAUUAUGGAAAUACAGAUAUUCUUUGUUAUUUUCUUGUCUCGGGGGUUCUGAACUUUUAUUGCCUUCCACCCCAACAGAAGAAUGACAGAUUCAAAAACUCUCCUGCCUUAAAGGAUAUGGGGGGGUUGACCUUUCACCUCUCACUGUCAACAUUUAGAUUGUAUUUUUGUUGUAAUCUCUUAAUGCUAAACUCUAUAAUGCAUUCAGUGGGUUUAUUUUGACGUGUUUCAUCUGUUAUUGAUUUAUUCAACUAGGGCAUUAGAAUUACGACGUUUAUUUUAUAUUUAAUUCAUUUUCAGGAGAAAAUGUAUUGUUAUACUCAAUAAGCACCACACUCAAUAAUCACUCAGUUUGAUCCUGGCCACUACCUGGCGCAAGGACGCGCUAUCCUAAUGCCUUGUAAUUCACUGAUGAUAGGGGUUGUUUGGCACAUACAAUGUGUGUUUAUGACCUAUGGUUGUCUCAAAUUGCACCCCUAUUCCCUAUAAGGGGCCCCUGGUUAAAAGUAGUGCAUUAUAUAGGGAAUAGGGUGUCAUUUGGGCUACAGACACAGUGUGUGUGUAUGUAUAUUCUGGGAACUCUGUGCUGCAGCUCAUUCUCCAGUGUUGACCUGAAGGAGUAUUGUAUUGGUCACACUGGGAUGCAUUAAUGAGUCAUGUCCGCAAUGAUGUCUGUCUUACUUAUCCACAACCACAAUGGCUCAUUUCAUGUGUAACAGUAUAUAUGAUUAUAAAUAUUCCAUCAAGGUUGAAAUAAUUGAAAUCUUGUGUAUAUCUUUGAAUAUAAAUAAAACCUCAUGUAACAUUCCA